CAGAACACACACAUUCUCUCUGUUGGAAACCCUAAACAUCGAAUCCCCAAAUCUAAACCCUAACAAUGUAGAUUAUCCUUCAACCUUGCAUAGUUUCAAUUCCAAAUUUAACAAGAAUUGAUGACGAGAAUCGCAGUGUUAAUAGAAGGGUUUUUACUUCAGAAGCUGCUUCGUCUCCGAAGUAACGAAAGAAGCGAUCGCCUCUCCUUGCAACCCAAUUUUUUUCGCCGUCCCGCCGACUACUCCUCCAACGGCGCCGGUGAGUUUGUUUUAGAAAAAUCUUCUCUUUCGAGUCCCAACUUUUGCUUCCCCUAGCAUCGUAAAUCGUGGCAGGCUCUUUAUUCGUAUUACUUUUUGUCAAGUUGGUUUUGAUUUUAGGCAUGCAAGUUUGUCUAGUGAUAUCGUGUUUGUUUCAGCAUUGGUAAAUUUUAGUUUCAGAUCAGAUGAUUUUAGUUUGUUUUGGGUGGUACAUUUUAAACCUCUCUGGGCCGGUUAAAAGGAAUUCUAUUGCUGUUAAGAUUCUGAUUUCAUUAUGUAUGUUAAUUUGAGAUUAUGGUAUGCGUUCGAAUCCGGGAUUGAUUUGGCUUGAAUUCGUAUGGCUUAUGUUUACAAUUUGAGAAGAUGGUAUAUGUUUCAAUUAUAGAUUUCUUUGAUUUGUAGAUCAUGACUUCUGUUUUCAAUUUGGGAAAUGUUGUGUACUCUUUCAAAAUUUAAGCAUUCGUCUUAAUAAGUUUCUUUUCUGCUCUUUUAGGGUCAAGAAUAAAAGCCUACACCAACUAAUCAUUCCUUUAUGAAAUUUGUUUGUAGUCAAAUUACUGUAUUUGAUUCUGUUUUUCUAUUAGUUACUAAUGAGUCUUGUUGAUUUGGUUUGUUUGCAUGAUUUACCCCUUGAUUGCAGAGAGAAGAAUAUAUGGAGCCAAGUGGGUCUUUUGGUCCAGAGCAUUUACUUAAUAUCUAUUUAUUUUUAUAUUUAUUCAUCAUGAAUUGUAUAUUUUGAUUUGAAGUGGAUAAAUCUAACGGGUCCAA
Rubroshorea leprosula is the source of this 1026-nucleotide messenger RNA. NCBI's taxonomy places the organism in Eukaryota, Viridiplantae, Streptophyta, Magnoliopsida, Malvales, Dipterocarpaceae. The record is from the annotation of a GenBank genome assembly.